AAUCAGCCCGGAGGACCCCGUGCGGCGCCUGGGCCCCGGAAGCAGCGCUCCCCUCCCCGCUCCCCGCGCUUCCGGCCCAGCCCGCGCCCCCCAGACCCGGAGAGCCCGCAGCUCCGGCCCGGCGGCGAUGGCGCGGAGCGUGCGCGUGCUGGUGGACAUGGACGGCGUCCUGGCCGACUUCGAGGCCGGCCUUCUGCGGGGCUUCCGCCGCCGCUUCCCUGAGGAGCCGCACGUGCCGCUGGAGCAGCGCCGCGGCUUCCUGGCCCGCGAGCAGUACCGCGCCCUGCGGCCCGACCUGGCGGAUAAAGUGGCCAGUGUGUACGAAGCCCCGGGCUUUUUCCUGGACCUGGAGCCCAUCCCGGGAGCCUUGGACGCUGUGCGGGAGAUGAACAACCUACCGGACACGGAGGUCUUCAUCUGCACCAGCCCCCUGCUGAAGUACGACCACUGUGUGGGUGAGAAGUACCGCUGGGUGGAGCAGCACCUGGGGCCCCAGUUUGUAGAACGAAUUAUCCUGACAAGGGACAAGACGGUGGUCUUGGGGGACCUGCUCAUUGAUGACAAGGACACAAUUCGAGGCCAGGAGGAGACCCCAAGCUGGGAGCACAUCUUGUUCACCUGCUGCCACAAUCGGCACCUGGUUCUGCCCCCGACAAGGAGACGGCUGCUCUCCUGGAGUGACAACUGGAGGGAGAUCUUAGACAGCAAGCGAGGAGCUGCGCAGCGGGAAUGAGCGGGGAUGCCACGGGCAGCAGCUGGAGCUGAAGGAAGGGCAGGCCCACAGCGGCCACCGCAGAGCCGAGUCGGGGCGGCAUCGUGCUGGUGCCUCUGGCCCCGUGGAGUGGAGGAGGCAGAUACCGUUAAGCGCUGUGCUGCCGGGCCCCAGGCCCAGCCACCCGGUACCUCCCGGCAGGCUGUCCCUGGACCCUGGCUGGCAUGGAAAUACAGUGGGAAGACCAGUCGGGACCCUUUAAUAAAAGACCUUGGCUUUCUA
Symphalangus syndactylus (siamang) is the source of this 994-nucleotide messenger RNA. It is a transcript of the gene NT5C, whose product is annotated as 5', 3'-nucleotidase, cytosolic. The record is from RefSeq and is a predicted model, not a curated record. Gene Ontology annotation, cellular component: mitochondrion. Gene Ontology annotation, molecular function: 5'-nucleotidase activity. Gene Ontology annotation, biological process: pyrimidine deoxyribonucleotide catabolic process. Lineage: Eukaryota; Metazoa; Chordata; Mammalia; Primates; Hylobatidae.